Molecule: messenger RNA, 408 nt
Organism: Neohortaea acidophila
Lineage: Eukaryota; Fungi; Ascomycota; Dothideomycetes; Mycosphaerellales; Teratosphaeriaceae
Product: Mss4-like protein
Exons: 3
Coding region: 1-408 (135 amino acids)
Molecular function (GO): carbon-sulfur lyase activity
Source: RefSeq, a predicted model, not a curated record
AUGCCUAAAGGAAGCUGCGCCUGUGGCGACUUCACCUACGAGGUGCCCGAGGAUGCACAAGCAACUGUCGUCUGCCACUGCUAUCCCUGCCAGAAAUUCGCAGGCAUGAACGGCAGCACAAACGGCGUCGUGCCCAAAGACAAAUACAAAGUGCUCUCGGGCUCCUCGCGCACCUGGACGCGCAAAGGCGACUCGGGCAAAGAGGUUACGAAUGGGUAUUGCGAAAAUUGCUCUUGUUUGAUGUGGGUUGAGGCCGAGGCGAUGCCUGAAUUCAAGAUCUUCAAGCCUGGCACUCUGGACGACCAGGCUUUCCUCGAUGCCCAUCCUCCUGUGCAGGAGAUUUACACGAAGAACAGGCCAAGUUGCUUGGAGGCUUUCCAUCAGGCGGAGCAGAAGACGAAGGCUUGA